GAGAGAGCUGCAGCUGGGUGGGGCUGUGCACAGACACCCUUCGACACGCAGCUUUGGGGAUGUUUUUAUUGAAGGGUUUGUGUGUGUGUAUGAAGUCAUGUGCCAACUGUUGUGAAACACGGGCCUCAUUAAACAUGCAGUCUGUUCCUUUGCAUUAUCGUGUGAAUUUCCUUCUGCAUGUUCCCGGCCAACAUGGCCAGACUUGCCUUUCCUGCGUUCGUAACGUCCGCUAGCUGCCUGGCCUCCGUCCUCUCCUCGAAGGCCUCUCCUCUCAGCUGCCCUCCUCCAACUGGUCCAAUUUCGGUCAUGUUCAGACUGAUUCUGCUGGCAACAAAAAGCUGUUUUGGAAAAACCUGGGCUGUAUUCCCUCAUGCCCUGACAGCACGGAGCCCCACUCAGCCUGCCCACGCUGUUCCUGUUCACAGCUGUGGCCGCGCCCACGAGGAGCCCGUGAAACCCUCUCUGGAGGCAGCCUGGUGUCCUGUGCCUUGGGGCCGGGAGCUGAGACUCCCUUCCUCGCUCUGGCCUUCGUCCCCCCUGCUGUAGCGUGGAGAUCAUGUUCACCCACGGCGGGGAAGUGGGGCGCCGGCUGUAAAGCGCUGUAUGUGAGGUGUUGUCACCAGCCCUGCGACGAACCCCAGCCUGAGCCACAAGAGCAGGGCAAGUUGAGUGGCACUGAAACGAGGGGUUAAAUUCAGAGCGGUUGUGAGAGGUGUUGUCAGACUUGCACCCACGCCUUGGGCUGAGCGGCUGUGCAGUGCGUGCUUGGGAACUGGGGAAGGUGUGAGUGAAAGGAAGCGGGGGAGGGGUGGCUAGUGUUGAAUUUUGCACCUUUUACCCAGUCUCAGGGUUGUUGUUUUUGGGGGGGGCGGGGGGUUGGCAAUGUUCCUCUCUGGCCCCUGAGCUUGUGAGUUAUCUCAGCCCCCGCCCCCUCCCUGGGUGAUGUAGAGGGGACGUGGGUGGGAGUCCGGGGUGCUGCGACAUGCACGGAGAGAUGUGACUUGUCCCCUCUUGCAAUCCCUGAGGACUCAGCGGCUUAGGCCUGUAUCUAAUCCCCACCUUGAUCCAGCCAUGGUGGCUCCGGGUUGCUCUGGGAGGCCGCUGGGCAUCAAGGGAAGGCUUCUGCCUCUGCCCCUUUGUGAGACAGUGGAAGGCUGGCUGGGCAGGUUACUCCAGCCACACUCUCCAGGCACUGCCCCCUCCCCGUGACAGGGGUGUGGAACAAACCAAACAAGCAAAGGUUACAGCAGCAGUUCAGUCAACAGCAACCUGCGAGGGAGAAAAGCCCCUCGGUGCUGAGCGCCACCACCGCCUGCAGGAGCCCAGCCAGGAGGAGGAGCUGGGACGCUUUUUGCUCUGGAAUCAACAGAAGAGGCUACAGUCGGCAUGGAGGCAGCGAGCCAAGGGGACGGCGCAGCAGCGCUGUCCAACGACAAGAUCUUUGUGCUGACUUGCGUCUACCUGGCGGCCUUAUCUCUGAGCCUCGUCGGCAGCAGCUCGGUCCUUGCUGUAUCCACCCUCAGGAGGAGAUGCUUCCACAGCCAGCUGCUCCCCCUCUUCCUGCUCUCCAUGGCAGACUUCCUGGCUGCCUUGGUGCUGAUCAUCACGGCUGCCAUCCAGCUCCUUCCAGCCCAACUCUUUGUCCUGGCUUACGAGUUCUGCCCCUACGGCCUGAUGCUGGCCCUGAUGUUCUACGCUAUCUCCUUCCUGAUGGUCAUUGUCUAUGCCUACGAGGUGAACCGCACCAUCCGUGGCUGGAGAGUGACGCACAUGACAGCUCCGCAGGAGAGGCGCAGGUGCGCGGAGAGGGCGCAGCACUGCCUGCCCUACGCCCUGGCCUGGCUGCUGCCCGCCCUCCUGUUCCUGGGCCAGCUGCUGCUGAGAGGCACGUCAGUGAGAGACGUCGCUCCCAUGGCCGUCGAACCCGGCAUGCCCCGCACGGCCAACCGCUCCCGAGGGGCCUACAGCCUGUACUGCUCCAGCUGCCUGGUCCUCGUCCAUCGCGCGCAGGACGCCUGCUCCAAGUACACGGGCGGGAAGGACACGGGCCUGGAGAUGAAAAUCAUCUUCUUCCUGUCCCUGCUGCUGGUGCUGAGCUGCUGCACCUUCCUGUACUGCAGGGUGAAGCUCUGGUGCAGGAGGAACAGUGAGGUGCGGUUGAUGUACAUGGAGAACGACGGCUUCGCCAGCAGGAACAUCCAAAGCGUUUGCAAAAUUUCUCGCUGCUUCCAGCUGGUUUUCCUGAUCUGCUGGACCCCAGCCUUCCUGCUCAGCAUCCUCUCCUUCACCAGCAUCGAGCCCGCCUCCAUCUUUGCACUUCAUGUUGCCAUGGGUGCUUCAGAAUUUCAGACUGGGAAUGAAAAACGACAUGGAGAAAUCACCAGAGGGAAACUGGCAGCUGACAAAGGACAUCUGAGAAGGCGUAGACGCAUCCAUCAACACCUGAAGAACAAGGAAGCAGCACUGGACUGGGGGGGAGACCCUGACUGAGAGAGGUUCAGCCAGUACGGCUGCUGGAACAUGUGAUUUCCACAAGUCCAAAUGCUCGUUUGCUUAUCUCCCCACCAUCCCCACCGCCGGGGGAAGCUAAGACAUUAGAACCGGCUGCCGUUAAAGUUUUAAGAAUGCCACACAGGAUGAGAUCUGAUGGGAGGGAAUGAACAGCAGGAGCUGAGUGAGACUCAGAAAACACUGUCAUCACAACUCCCCUCCUUGGAACAAAUUAGAGGGAGAAGCCAAUGCGAUUCUAACUGGAAUGUCUACCAUCGGUGCAAGUCGCUCUCUAACAGAGCAGGAACAGAAGAGGGGCUGAAAAAAGCAACCAUUACCAUGACCAGGAACAGACAUCCAGACAGGGCUCUUAACAAAUACUAUGGUAGGGCACGAACCCUCAAGAACUAAAUACUGGGGCUGUCGAUUAAUCACAGUUAACUCAUGCGAUUAACUCAAAAAAAUUAAUCGAGAUUAAAAAAAUUAAUCGUGAUUAAUCGCAGUUUUAAUUGCAAUGUUAAACAGUAUAAUACCAAUUGAAAUGUAUUAAAUAUUUUUGGACGCUUUUUUACAUUUUUAAAUAUAUUGAUUUCAAUUACAACACAGAAUACAAAGUGUACAGUGCUCACUUGAUAUUAUUUUUGAUUACAAAUAUUUGCUCUAUAAAAAUGAUGAACAAAAUAAAUAGUAUUUUUCAAUUCACCUCAUACAAGUACUGUAGUGUGAGCUCUUUAUCGUGAAAGUGCAACUUACAAAUGUAGAUUCUUUUUUGUUACAUAACUGAACUCAAAAUCAAAACAAUGUAAAAUUUUAGAGCCUACAAGUCCACUCAGUCCUACUUCUUGUUCAGCUAAUCACUAAGUGAAACAAGUUUGUUUACAUUUAUGGGAGAUAAUGCUCCCCGCUUCUUAUUUACAAUGUCACCUGAAAGUGAGACACCCCAAAACAUCUCUUUCGUAUGGCACUUUUGUAGCCGGCAUUGCAAGGUAUUUACAUGCCAGAUAUGCUAAACAUAUGUAUGCCCCUUCAUGCUUCAGCCACUAUUCCAGAGGACAUGCUUCCAUGCUGAUGAUACUUGAUAAAAAAAUAAUGCGUUAAUUAAAUUAAAUUAGUGACUGAACUCUUUGGGGGAGAACUGUACAUAUCCUGCUCUGUUUUACCCACAUUCUGCCAUAUAUUUCAUGUUAAAGCAGUCUCGGAUGAUGACCCAGCACGUUGUUCAUUUUAAGAACACUUUCACUGCAGAUUUGACAAAAUACAAAGGUACCAAUGUGAGAUUUACAAAGAUAGCUACAGUAUUUGAACCAAGGUUUAAGAAUCUGAAGUGCCUUCCAAAAUCUGAGAGGGACGAGGUGUGGAGCAUGCUUUCAAAAGUCCUAAAAGAGCAACACUCUGAUGCGAAAACUACAGAAGCCGAACCACCAAAAAAAAAACCACCCAAAAAGAACAACAAAAAACCUUCUGCUGGUGGCAUCUGACUCAGAUGAUGAAAAUGAACAUGCCUCAAUCCGCACUGCUUUGGAUUGUAUCAAGCAGAACCCAUCAUCAGCAUGGAUGCAUGUCCUCUGGAAUGGUGGUUGAAGCAUGAAGGGACAUACGAAUCUUUGGCGCAUCUGGCACGUAAAUAUCUUGCGAUACCGGCUACAACAGUGCCAUGAGAACGCCUGUUCUCACUUUCAGGUGACAGUGUAAACAAGAAGAGGGCAGCGUUAUCUCCUGCAAAUGUAAACAAACUUGUUUGUCUGAGUGAUUGGCUGAACAAGAAGUAGGACUAAGUGGACUUGUAAGCGCUAAAGUUUUACAUUGUUUUGUUUUUUCGUGCAUUUUUUUUUGUACAUAAUUCUACAUUUGUAAGUUCAACUUUCAUGAUAAAGAGAUUGCGCUACAGUACUUGUAUUAGGUGAACUGAAAAAUACUAUUUCUUUUGUUUUAUAUAGUGCAAAUAUUUGUAAUCAAAAAUAAAUAUAAAGUGAGCACUGCACACUUUGUAUUCUGUGUUGUAACUGAAAUCAGUAUGUUUGAAAAUGUAGAAAACAUCCAAAAAUAUUUAAAUAAAUGGUAUUCUAUUAUUAACAGUGCGAUUAAUCACAAAUAAUUUUUUUAAUUGCUUGACAGCCCUACUAAAUACUAGAUACAGCAGGAAGAACAGGAGGACUUGUGGCACCUUAGAGACUAACACAUUUAUUUGAGCAUAAGCUUUCGUGAGCUACAGCUCACUUCAUCGGAUGCAUACAGAUACAGCAGGGGAAGUUUUCAAAUUGGAGUGUGGGACUUAAGCCCAUUGUUCCAAUCAAAGUUGAUGGGAACCCUGGGGUUAGCUUUCCAUUCCCUUCUGUAAACAUCUCCCUUGCCAUCUCUUAGCUGGAUACAGGCUAAGAUAGCAGAACAGGUGUCAGAGACCAAUCAGAGGGGAAGUUAAUUCUUGUGCAGGAGAAAAGAUUUGUUCCCAUUACACACAUCGUGCUGGGGUGUCAGGACUGCAGAGCCAAGCACAGUACCAGUCAAACCUGCUAGAACCUGCCAAUUAGAAGACAAGUUUAUUCUUCUCUAAGAAGAAUUAAAAUGUCUAUGAUGGUGUUCAGGCCUCUGGCAUAGAGCCUGUCUUUAUGGAAUAACCUAGAGGGCAGGGUGGAACCCAGCAUUCAGUCAUACGCUGUUCAUCGCCCCCAUACUCCUUCACCACACAGAACAACCACCCCCCUACUCACCAGGGGGAUAAUGAAACUCUGUGUGAGCUCCAGCAGGUGGCGCCUCAAAAGGGCACUUUGGACUUCAGAUGGGCGCUUCCUCUGAACCCCCUGCAGGUAGAGAGCGAAGUUACAGCGCAGGGGAAGAGCUCAUGAAGAAACCAUUUAACAGCCAGCAGCUUUAGUAGGCAAGAGCUGAGGUUAUGCAUGUGUGCGCAGUUCUCAGCAAAACACGGCAGCUGCAUUCAGCCAGUCAAGGGGCAGACUGGAAAAGAAUAAUUUUGUGCACUCUCCCAAGCUUGGCCCAGAAUACAAGCUCCACUCACUAAAGUGAGAUGCCACUCACCUAGACAAGAUUGUUUAGAUCUGCCUAAUAUGGUCAUCCCUCUCCUUUUUUGCUAGCAAUGUUAACGGUUAAGACAUCAUUAGGCUCCAGAGCUCAAUCAAGUGAAAUAAUCUUCUGAGAAGAGCGUCCCAGUAAUUUUAACCCACUCUUGGAUAGCCUGGACUAAACCAUGACUGCGGUCAGGGUGAAGUCAAAGACCUCGGGCCAAAGGGAAAACCAGUACUAUUUCUCCUUUGGGCUUCAAUAGUUUAAUCCAGACUUUAGCACUGCUUUUCUACAGCGCUAUACAGGAUGGGGGAUAGGGAUAGGAAAUGCUCACCUUUAACAAUCUCUUUAUCAGGGUUUUGUCUUUGUGCAGAAAUGUCUUGUAAGAGGUGUAGAUUCCUAGAUUAAAAACACAGAAAUGCUUAAAAACAAAUCACAUCCCGCUGCCAGUUUCUCAAGGUCACAUCAUUGUGCAGUAAAGCCUUGUUCACAAGCAGGGGAGGUGAAUUUCCCAAUCUCAACUCUGGCUAGUUAGAGAAAAAGCUCUGACGACAGAACCCUCCUCAAAUGACAAGAGUUGCUGCCACAACAGCACUCACAGUAGGAUUAACCUUAGAGACCUUCCGACUGCCCUAAGGCACCCCCCCCCCACCCCCAAAAGAAAAUGUCACAGAAAAAGACACGUAACCAGCAGCAUUAGCUCAGGACUAGACUUGAGUUGAAUAGUUCAGUGGUGUUAGAUAGCUGUAUCUACCUAAAUAGGUACUUAUGGGUCCCUUCACCGUAUCUGAUAGCCUCCCAAAUACUCAAUAGAAAUUAUAUAAAUUUCUCUCCACUCCCAACCUGCAGAUUAAAUAGCCUGAUUAAUAUCUGAGAGGGAGGGGAUGUGUUGUGUGUCUGUGACAAGAACAUAUUGAAAGUCUCAGCAUGAGUUCUGAGCAUGGUGAGGCCUGUGGCCUCAUCUCCUGCAGAAAUGAAUUCAUAAGAACAGCCAUACUGGGCCAGACCAAUGGUCCACCUAGCCCAGUAACCUGUCUCUGGCAGUGGCCAGUGCCAGCUGCUUCCAAGGGAAUGAACAGUACAGGGCAAUUUUGAGUGAUCCAUCUCCUGUCACCGAGUCCCAGCAUCUGGCAGUUGGAGGUUUAGGGAUACAUGGGGUUGCAUCCCUGAUCAUCUUGGCUAAUAGUCAUUGAUGGACCUAUUCUCCAAGUCUAGGCUCAGCUCCCCUGAAAGUUCUGUCUCUCCCCUCACAAGCCUCUCCCUAUUAGCCAACAGCUUCAUUUCCCCAAUGGAACAGAACUGUCCUGGGAAGUCAUGGCAGGGGAGCCAACCGCUCAGAUAGUUAGGGUCAGUUCCAGAGAGGGGACUACAAACUGGACUGUCAGUGGGGAGCCAGUGCAGAGUGCAGAGCACCAUCACGAUGUAUUCAUGUGAUCUUGUUGCUAAGCGGGCAGGCUGUGCAUUUUUCAGAGCGAGAGGCUUUGUUAGUGUAUUAGGUAUAGAGAGUUUAUCACCUGCUCAUGGAUCACUGUGACCAAGUCGGUGGCUGAAAGAAUGAGGCAGUGUCUUCGGGCUAGGUGCAGAUGGACAUGGGUGCUUUUUGCCACUUUCAGGACUCGUUUGGCCUGAGGCAGGCCAAGCCAACCAACACCCAUAGUGGGUUUAACCAGAUGCGACAAUUAAAGGAAACUUAUACACAAGUCAAACAUUCCGAUGCGUCACUCCCCAGCACGUGUUUUUACACCUCUCUUCCCACCAACUGAUGUUUCCUUAGAAAUGCUAAUUCACUGCAAAGAGGCUAGAGCCCCAGACUUCCUGCAAAUCUGUGAAGACUCAGGGUGAGUCUACACUGCAAAUAAAGACCCGUGGCAGCAAGUCUUUGAGCCCAAGUCAACUGACUCAGGCUCGUGCUAUGGGGCUAAAAAUAGCAGUGUAGACGUUCCCACGCAAGCCGGAGCCUGGGCUCUGAAACCCUUCAGGGGCAGGUCCCAGAGCCCAAGUGUCUACACGACUAUUUUUAGCCCCGUAGGGCAAGUCCCACAAGCUUGAGUCAGUUGACCUGGGCUCUGAGUCUCAUUGUUGCUGAUAUAGCUCCUGUGUCUGGGGCCAGGGGCCCUCUUAUUUCAUGUGAGCUGCAAUGCCUAGGCACAAUGGGGCGAGUUAAGGGAAGCAGAAGCGAAGCUUGAGUUGUAUCACUGAACUGCAGAGAUAAGAGUAGACACACCGAGGGAGGGGGAACAGACCGGUGAUUCAGUCCGGCCACAGACCCCUGGAGACAGAACAGCCCCACAAAACACUGCUAAACCCCACCGUCUUCAGCUGGUCAGAGCUAUAAAGCUACACAUCGGGCUACACAAGUACUUCCCAACAACCACCGGGAGAAACCUCUAAUGAGGCUUCUACCAUCUCCAAGGCUUCUCCUUCCUCACACAGAGUCGCCCUAAGGGGGGUUUCUAAAACCAGGUGGGGGGGCCGCCUUCCACAUUUUCUGUGAUUUUUUCUGUAUCAGAAGCCUUUAGAUGGCCCAGUAAUAACAAUGGAGAGCUCAGGAGAGCGCAAGUCAGGAAGGACACUCACAUAACCGUAAAGAAUUACUGCACAGCAGCAGAGGAGCUGGAAGAAGUUACAGCUCUGGAGUUGCUCUCAGUUGAGGCAGAGGACAAUCCCCACAACAAACACAUUGCUGCAAAGCCUUCAAACUCAGCAAAGAGGAAGGAUAAAUGCAAUUAAACCAAAACUGACGUUAAAUGGGAAUUACCCGGCUUAGUGUCCAGAGUUUUCAGUUUGGUUAGUUUCUUCACCUUGACUUGUUUGGGUAAGUCACCUGUGGAAAGACACACAGUGUCUAAUACCAGGUUAUAAAGGCUGCAAUUCUAGCCUCAUAGCCACAGCACACAUGUGGGAGGACUCGCACUUUAGACCAUCCAUGCCAAACUUGCAAAACUUAAACUGUAUCCUCCUGUGAUAUGAAUACUAAGCUAGUGCUGGUAUCCCAACUGCUACAGGGAGCUUUCAGACCUGCCUCUGCCAGCCCACGGUGGUGACAGGAAAAAAGGUAAUAACAAGAGAGUCGUGUAGAGAAGAACUCCUCAGCCCAACCUACAGCAGCGCUCUUCGUUUUUCAGAAAAUAAAACCAGUGUCUGUCUA
Molecule: messenger RNA, 8656 nt
Organism: Chelonia mydas (Green sea turtle)
Lineage: Eukaryota; Metazoa; Chordata; Testudines; Cheloniidae
Gene: GCC1
Product: GRIP and coiled-coil domain containing 1
Exons: 14
Coding region: 1387-2490 (367 amino acids)
Biological process (GO): adenylate cyclase-activating G protein-coupled receptor signaling pathway
Cellular component (GO): plasma membrane; Golgi apparatus
Molecular function (GO): G protein-coupled receptor activity
Source: RefSeq, a predicted model, not a curated record